Auanema sp. JU1783 is the source of this 1467-nucleotide messenger RNA. Lineage: Eukaryota; Metazoa; Nematoda; Chromadorea; Rhabditida; Rhabditidae. The record is from the annotation of a GenBank genome assembly.
AUGAAUUUCAUUCUGUUAAUCCUCGGCUUGUUGCUGUGUACGGCAAAUGCACUCAAUAGAAAACAGAAGAAACUUAUGCGUGAGAACUUUCUCGGAAAUGGACGUAGGACUAUGGCUGAGAUGAACAAGGUUCAUAGAAAGCUUGAACAACUUCGUAAAACUACUGCAGAGGUGAUACGACAGAAUGAAGAACCUUUUUUCCUGCUUAGUAAUGAUAAUGAGAUUAAUCUCCCGAAACAACCGAAACACGCUAUGAAUGAAUUGAUGAUCAACAAGAAUUCUAUUCUACAGGAGUAUUUGUACCAAGGUGACAUUGCUCUGACUUCUGAGCAGAUCGAUGAAAUUUAUCGAGGAAAGGAGAGAAUGAAGCGACUUGCUAUCAAGGAUGCUCGUUGGCCUACCAGCAAAUGGCCCAACAACACCGUUCCAUACUAUUACGAUGCUUCAUUGCCUACAAAAACUCGUCAACGCGUUCGAGAAGCUAUGCAGUUUUGGGAAGCAAAUACCUGCAUCCGCUUCAGAGAAGAUCGCCGAGGCCAUCCAUCGUUGAGACUGUUCUUUGGCUAUGGAUGCUGGAGUUACAUUGGACGUCAAGCUCAAUGGACUUCUCAAGAUGUUUCACUUGGACAGGAUUGUGAACUUCAUUUCGGAAUUUUGACACAUGAGCUGAUGCAUUCAUUAGGUUUCUUCCAUGAACAUGCGAGACCCGAUCGAGAUGAUUACAUUUAUUUGAAUUCAAACAACAUUCAGAGAGGGAGAUCGGAUCAGUUCAGAAAAGAACUUCUAACCCACAAGACCGAAACGGUUCCAUAUGAGUAUGGAAGUGUUAUGCAUUAUCCCACAGACCUCUUCGCAAGAGACAAAAGCGUUCCUGUUAUCUAUCCAAAAGAUGUUCGUCAUGUCAACACUAUGGGGCAAAGGAACCGUCCAUCUUUCCUGGAUAUCAAGCAAGUUAAUGAUCUAUAUGAAUGUCAUGACGCUUGCAAUGUCACCCUUACUUGUCUCCACGGAGGGUAUCCACAUCCUAACGAUUGUACCAAGUGCUUAUGUCCCCAAGGCUUUGGUGGAAUUGAUUGCAGUGAUAUAGAGGAACCAAGUUCAAACAACAAAGAAUGUGGUGGAACACUUUUAGCAACGGAUGAGUGGCAAACUUUCAGUGGCUCUGUGACAGCAAAUGCUGCUCGAUAUGAUUUCAUGUUUUCCACGGAAAAAUGUUAUUGGCAUUUCAAGGCUCCCGAAGGAAAACGUAUUUCUAUACGUUUCCAAGAGCUUCAUACCGCUUGUGUGACGGCUUGCACAUACAAUAGCGUUGAAAUCAAAACUAAAGAUAUGGCAAUGACAGGAAACAGGCUCUGUUGUCAGGAAGACAUACGUUCUUCUUUUGUGAGCGACGACAGCAUCGCUGUUGUCGGAGCAUUUUCCCGCAGUGGAAUUACAUCCUUCAAACUGCAGUUCUUAGCAUACUGA